AUGGAAGUGAAAGAGGAGAGUCAAGCUGAAGUGGAUGAGAAACAUCAGAUUGUAAAAAUAAACCAUAAUGUUUCACAGAAAGUAACUUUGAAGACAGAAGACAUAAAGUGUGAAAAUAGUUUCAGAGAAGAUGAACGCCCUGCAGAUCACAAGAGGACUCGCAGUGAGGAGAAACCUUUAACAUGUCAACAAUGUGGAAAGAGUUUUAGAACAAAAGAUAACCUUAAAGCACACAUGAUGAUUCACACUGGAGAGAAACGACACGUGUGCCAUCACUGUGAAAAGAGUUUUACAACUGCAGGUAACCUUAAGAAACAUUUGAGGAUUCACACUGGAGAGAAACCUUACACUUGUCAACGAUGUGGAAAGUGUUUCUCUUUUGUAAGUAACCUUAAGGUACACGCGAGGAUUCACACUGGAGAGAAACUAUUUGUGUGCCAAGAGUGUGGAAAGAGUUUUAUUACUGCAGCUGAACUUAAGGUACACAUGAGGUCUCACACUGGAGAGAAACCUUACACUUGUCAUCAAUGUGGAAAGAGUUUCUUUGCUAAAAGUUACCUUAAAAUACAUGCAAGAAUUCACACUGGAGAGAAACCUUACAGAUGCCAUGAAUGUGAAAAAUGUUUCAGAAGCAAAAGUAACCUGAUAACACACAAGAAAAUUCACAAAGGAGAGAAACUUCACACGUGUCUUCAGUGUGGAAAGUGUUUCAGUAUGGAGCAUCACCUUAAGAAACACAUGAUAACUCACAGUGAAAAGAAACCUCACGCAUGUUCUCAGUGUGAAAAGAGUUUCAUAGAUAAACGUGGACUUGAGGCUCACAUGAGAAGACACACUGGAGAGAAACCUUACAUAUGCUGUCAGUGUGAAAAAAGUUAUAUAAGUGAAAGAAAUCUUAAGACACACAUGAAAGUUCACCCUGAAGGAAAACCGUUCACUUGUCAACACUGUGAAAGGGGUUUUACAAUGAAAGCUCACCUUAAUGCACAUGUGAGAAUUCACACUGGAGAGAAACCAUUCACUUGUCAACACUGUGGAAAGAGUUUUACAGUAAAGGGUACCCUUAACACACACAUGAGAAUCCACACUCGAUAGAAACCAUUCAUGUGUCAACAGUGUGGAUAUGACAACAAAGCUUAGAAAUCAGCUGAGGUCUUAUUAAUAAAACUGUGCGUAGGAUCCUUACUAAAAGUCUACAUGCGCGCAAAUGCCCAAAAUGUCUGUACUUGUGUUCUUGUAGACUUGUAAAACGUCAUCAGUCACGACCCAAGUACUGCUCCAAUUCCAACUUUGCAUCGUGCCAAGUUCAAAUAACAUCCCCAGAUGUGUUCUUGAUCAGCUUAUUUUAUUGAGAAUGCAUCAGGAGGUGACUUGUGUGGACUUAUGACAGCCAAGUUUCCCAGAAUGCAUUUUGCAUCAGCGGCAAUGAAGCUUAAAACCUGCAAAAUAUUUGAAAUAUUACUCUUUCUGUGUCAUAAAAUGUAGCUGUUUAGUCAAGAAUAUAGAUGAAUAAACUACAAAUCUGUGGUCAGUUAGUAAAGAUAGUGCCUAUAUUAAAGAUUUUUGAUAUUUGAGAUCAAGGUGAUCAGCAGGCGGUCAGCGCCGUGUACACCACCGAGGGCAGCCUUAAUUUGUCAAGUCCUUCUAAAUAGGGCUGUCGCGGUUACCGCAUGACGGCGCUACUGACAAGCCCAACCGCAUGGAAAAAAAGCAACCGCAACAACCGCGCCUUUCACGUUAAAUUCAUGAAACUAUAUGCCGCCUUGUUUUUCACGUCAUGCUGACAUGUAUAUUAAAAGCCAAAUAGAUUGUCAAGAGUUAAGAGAGUAGGCCAAUUUGUUUUUCGUAAAUUUCAAUUAAAAAUGUAAUACUUCAUAUUUCGUUAAAUCAUAGUGAAUGUGUGAAAAAGUAAAACUGAGAUGACAGAAUAACUGUGGCGUCGUCUCCCUCUAGAUCCAGUUUUAAAGAUUAAAAGUACUUUAACUCUUUCACCACCAGCAUUUUUCAUGAUUUUCACAAAAGUUUAAUGCCUUCCAGAAAAUGCUCCUUUUUAAAUAUAUAAACAUAUAAUAUAUAAAAUAAAAGAACAGACCCUCUGCUUUCAAACAAAAAAAUCUGUUUCAUCCUACCUUCAUGUGUUCUGUUUUUAUCACCUCUCAAAUAUGUGUAGGUUUCGUCAAAAACAGCAAAUUUUGAGCAAAAAGCUGAGAUAAUUCCAUUUUUGUGAAGGACUUUUGAUAGAGAUCAGAUGCAGAGCGAUCUUUAAAACAUACACGGACUUACAGCUGUUUGCCCUAGGGCAAUACUUCCGGUUUUUAUAAGUUGCGGAAGAGGUGGAUAAUAGCGGUAUUGCAGAUUGACGAGAUAUCUCGUCAAUGGCGGGGAAAGAGUUAAUAUAACUGAUCAACCCAAAUGACGCCAAAAUAUAACUGGAUGCUUACCAGCAUUAAAACCUCAUAAAAAAGACCUUAUAGGUUUUUUCUUUGUGCAUCUGCAGCGUCCGCUCUGUGGAUGGAGCCAAUAUAACGCCGCGGUUGCUUUUCUGAACUGACUAACUGCACACUUGACUUUCACAUUUAAAUAUCCAAGUUUUUCAUCAACAGUAUCUGCGUGAAACAUUAUAAACACCGAUGAUCAUCUGCUGACUCGACUGUUUCAUCACAUCCUCUAUACACGGAGAGUCUGCUUUAUUAACGGCUUUUCCUUCGCUCCGCGUGAGCUAAACGUUUCUGCUUUUUGCUUUUUUACUCUCAUAUAAUUCUACAUAUUUUUGACAAAGGAAGACACAGGAUAUAAUGUAAGUUAUUAUAGAUAGCAUUUAAGCUUGUUCUGAAAUGAUGACAAAUCUUUGUGACUAAAUAUGACCUCUCCAGCUUAAUUUAGCCAAAAUAAUGAUACAUUCGUUUUCAUACUUUAUAUAUAAACGUUAAUUUAUCUACUAAUGUAUUAUUAAAAUGCCCUAAAUUAUUAUGCAUUGCCUUCUGUAUUGCAUUCGUUUUGUACAUUUACAGGUGCACAAAUACUGUCCAAUUUUAAUUUCUUUAAGACACUGCUGUGUUCUGUAUUUGCCGAUGCUCUGUUAAUUUGCGCUUAACAAGCCUAAAUGAUGUUCUUCAAUUUAUUUUAGUUUUCUCAAAAAUAUAUUUAGCUGUAGUAUAGCUUGUGUUAAUCUUUUUUUUCAUAAGGGGGAAUACCUGUAGCCUACCCUUCAUCUAUUAGUUGACCUCAUUGUUCUGGAUUUAAAAAAUAUUUUAUUUUAGUAAAUGAAGGCGGUAAAACCGCAUACCGCGCUGAUGAGCCACGCAAAAUCACCGCAAGGGAAAUUCCUUCACCGCGACAGCCCUACUUCUAAAAAGAUGCCGCUAGCUCAGUGCAGCUGCUCUGCCCUUCAGUGUCUGAUGGUCAAACAUGAAAUAUUCCCUUUUUGAUAUAUAGUGAGGAAAAUAAGUAUUUGAACACCCUGCUAUUUUGCAAGUUCUCCCACUUAGAAAUCAUGGAUGGGUCUGAAAUUGUCAUCGUAGGUCCAUGUCCACUGUGAGAGACAUAAUCUAAAAAAAAUCCAGAAAUCACAAUGUAUGAUUUUUUUAACUAUUUAUUUGUAUGAUACAGCUGCAAAAAAGUAUUUGAACAACUGAGAAAGUCAAUGUUAAUAUUUGGUACAGUAGCCUUUCUUUGGAAUGACAGAGGUCAAACGUUUCCUGUAUUUUUUCACUAGGUUUGCACACACUGCAGGAGGGAUUUUGGCCCACUCCUCCACACAGAUCUUCUCUAAAUCAGUCAAGUUUCUGGCCUGUUACUGAGAAAAACUUGAGCUCCUUCCAAAGAUUCUUAUUGGGUUUAGGUCUGGAGACUGGCUAGGCCAUGCCAGAACUUUGAUAUGCUUCUUACAGAGCCACUCCUUUGUUAUUCUGGCUGUGUGCUUCGGUCAUUCUCAUGUUGAAAGACCCGGCCUCGACCCAUCUUCAAUGCUCUAACUGAGGGAAGGAGGUUGUUCCCCAAAAUCUUGCAAUACAUUGCCCCGGUCAUCCUCUCCUUAAUACAGUGCAGUCGCCCUGUCCCAUGUGCAAAAAAAACACCCCCAAAGCAUGAUGCUACUACCCAUGUACUAUCUUGGGAUAGUACUCAUCAUUCCUGUUCUUCCAAACAUGUUUAGUGGAAUUAUGACCAAAAAGUUCUAUUUUGGUCUCAUCUGACCACACGACUUUGUCCCAUGACUCCUCUGGAUCAUCCAAAUGGUCAUUGGCAAACUUAAGACGGGCCUGGACAUGUGCUGAUUUAAGCAGGGGAACCUUCCAUGCCAUGCAUGAUUUCAAACCUCUACUUACAAUGAGGUCUUAGUGUAUUACCAACAGUUACUUUGGAAACUGUGGUCCCAGCUCAUUUCAGGUCAUAGACCAGCUCCUCUGUGUAGUUCUGGGCUGAUUUCUCACCUUUCUUAGGAUCAUUGAGACCCCACAAGGUGAGAUCUUGUAUGGAGCCCCAGUCCGAGGGAGAUUGACAGUCAUGUUUAGCUUUUUCCAUUUUUGAAUAAUGGCUCCAACAGUGGACCUUUUUUCACCAAGGUGCUUGGCAAUUUCCCCGUAGCCGUAGAGGUGUACAAUUUUGUCACUAGUGUCUUUGGACAGCUCUUUGGUCUUGGCCAUGUUAGUAGUUGGAUUCUUACUGAUUGUAUGGGGUGGACAGGUGUCUUUAUGCAGCUAACAACCUCAAACAGGUGCAUCUAAUCUAGGAUAAUAAAUGGAGUGGAGGUGGACAUUUUAAAGGCAGACUAACAGGGCCCGGUUCCCCAAAAUGCUCUUAUCGCUAAGUAGUUCUUAACCUAUUCCUUAACCUCUCUCUUAACUCUAUGACACGAUUCCAAAAACUUUCGUAGGCUAAGUAUAUCUUCUGUAAGUCACACUUUCGUAAGGUUGGUCUGGACCAUUCGUAAGCUAUCUCUUAGCGUUGUUUGUGCGCAAAACGCUAUCGCCGCAGUCUUUAGAAAUCAGCGCAGUGCAGUACAAGUCAAACUAUGGUAUGCUGACAAUGAUUUUAUGUUAUGGACAUUUUAAGACUUAUAAUAAAAUAUGUUUGCAGUGGAUACAGGGCUAUUUAUGCAGUUGACUUUAUUUUGUAUCAGAACUAAUCAAUAAGACGGCGCCGGUGUUGUGUCGAGAAUUGGUUAUGCUAAAAAGCCAUAAUAUCAUGUAUUCUAUUAUACAAUUUAUUAAAUAUUUCAUAUUUGACAGUUUUAUGUCUUUUAAUCUGUUUUUCCUUUUUUUCUCUCUACUUUUUGUUUUAAAACUGUUAUGUUUCCAUACAUAAUAAAUAUAUAUUAUACAUAUAAUAUGAUUCAUACUGUAAAAAUAAUUGACUUACAAUCAAGAACAAUCAAGAUACAUUACAUAAACAAACACACACACACACACACACACACACACACACACACACACACACACACACACACACACACACACACACACAUCUCAGUAGCCAAUAAAACUUUCAAUGUAUAUAAAGAAUAAAGAUAUAAUGUGAUAAAAACGCUAUAAAAACACUAAAUGGAAACAUAGGGGGAACAGACUUCCACACAACAUCGGUAACCCCGUAACCGUUUAGUCCAUGGCAAUUUUUUUAUUCGACAACACUUAAAACCUUUUGACAAUUUGCCUGACAUGGCUAAAUAAAUAAAAAAUUCGCCUCCUAAGGGAACUCAUUAUGGAGCUGCUGGAUCUUCUCAGACCAUAUUCUCUAUCUAACUCUCUCUGUUUAUUGUAGAUAGGUUGUUUUUUAUUGAAAACAUUAAUAGCAAUACCGCAUUAAACAGAAGUACUACAGCUGCUUGCCAAGUAAUUCUGAUUGUUAAGUACCUUACCAUUAGUAUCAAAGUGUGUUUUAUAAUUUUUUAAAGUCGUUUAACCCAUGUCAAGAAGCGGCACAAGUGGCACAACGGGAUAAGGAUGGUGGAUGAUAAGCGAAGUUCAUCUACCCAUAUUACUGACAAUUUGAUAAUUUAAUUAAUAGCCUAUAUUUUACGGAUAACUUAAACUAUGUUAAAAUAAAUGUUACUGGAAUAAUUUGUAUAGAGCGUGUUGUCUUUCUUAACGCCAUAAUGCACCUUCGCGUGAAGUGGAAAUCGAUCCCUGAGUGAUCGAUCGCAAAUAAUUCAGCACCUUUACUUGGGACAGCGCCAUUGUUACGUCGAACUUAGAGGCAGCGUGUUAAGAAGCUUCCUAAGAGACACUUCGGGGAACACACUUAGGAACAAACAACUUUGGUAAGAUAUACCUUUCGAGUCUACUUAGCGCGCUAAGAGUGAGCGUUAUCGGGGAACUGGGCCCUGGUCUUUGAGGGGCAGAAUUCUAGCUGACAGACAGGUGUUCAAAUACUUAUUUGCAGCUGUAUCAUACAAAUAAAAAAAUAUAUAUACAUUGUAAUUUUUUUUUAUUUUUUUUUAGAUUAUGUCUCUCACAGUGGACAUGCACCUACUAGGGAUGGGCAUUUUCCAGUAAUUUACUAUUCGAAUAUUUAAGCUCAUAAAGAACGCAUAUUCAUUUAUUUAAAUUAUGUUAAUUAAGACAUGUGUCUCUUGUAUUUUUCAUUUUGUCAUAAUUUCACAGAAGGCUUAUAAUUAGGAAAUAUCCACAACAAGCUAAACUUAAAGUCGCCAUGAAACGGAAGUAUCGAUCGCCUUAUUUUCCCCGUGGUGACGUAUAUCCGAAUGAAACGGCUUUUGAGAUGAAAUAAGGCAGGGCUGGAUUUGAAUUUGUCCAUCGAGAUCUGAUUGGAUCGUUUGAAGUUGGGUUGUGUUGCUAAUUGCUAAUCGCUGCGAUCUUCUCCCAGACCCCGCCCACCUGCCAUACUUAUGACCGGAAGUGAAGAGAGAUCGUAUUGAGGAGGGGAGGAGAUUUGCAUUUUUGAUAAAAGAUUAUGAGCACACACGAAUUUUUUAAAAAUAAUGAAGCUCACAGAUAAGUCAUUUGUUAAAAAUACCACAAUAUUAAAAAAAUAUAUAUAGUUUUUCAUUUCAAUUUCAUUGCGACUUUAAAUUCUGUAUGUUUAUAUAUGUAUGUAUUUUUAAGUUGAAAACAUUGUAAAAAAUAUAUAUUUUUUAAAUUCUUCUUAAAAAAUAUCCUACAGAAAAAAAGCCGUUAAAACCCCAUGCGGAGCGAAGUCUGAGUCAAAUCCUUAGUUUCAAGUCGUUUCGGUCGUUAGUAUGAAUUCAUUACUGUUUGAUCUUAUAUACAUUAUAUUAUACCAAAUAUUAUACACUAACCCCAAAUCUAAGCGAAGUUUGAGGACUUGCGAAGUUUAACGUUUGAGGACUUGACAAAGUAGGCUAUCAUCAUUUAAACGGACUCAAAACACCAAAUAAGAGCCCUGAGCAAACGAAAAAACACAUCUACAUAACCGACUGCUUAAUCGCCAUAUAAAUAUCUUCUCAGUUUAGUUUGACAUGUAUUUGUGAAUAAAGAAAACCCUAUUUAUUCUACCUGCUUCGGUGAAAGCCCGUUCUUCUGACUAGAUACAAUAAUGCCGGUGCUGCGGAGAAAACUCUUCCUCGUGAUGAUGGUUAUCCGAUAAAAACAACAGACGGAUUGAACAAGAUUGAAUGUCUGUAUUUAACAUUCUUUUACAACGUAAGCUGGCUCGAUACAUUAUUGUUGACUGUGCAAAGUUACUAACAUUAGCUUAAUUUAACAACAUUUCACAAAGACAGAGCUUUGCUUUUAAACUGCCAUGUGCAGUUAUCCGGUUCAUUUUCGAAAGAGCACCGCAUAUAAUAAAUGUUCUCCAUUUCAUUUCGUUCUCCGUGUCUGUCUCGUUAUUAACAAAAUAAAGUAGACUUUAUAACAGAAAGCUUACAAAUCUCUCAUGAUGCGGGCGGUGGAGAAACACGUUUAAUAACACGUGAGCCCUCACUGAGCCAGUGGCCAAAUACGGACAAACCCGGAGAUAAAAGGAAAAACUUAAAGGAACAGUAUGUAAGAAAUUUAUAUCAAUUAAUCAUAAAAUGGCGCUGAUAUGUCACUAGAUAUUAAGAAAUAAUUUUCAUUUCAAAUACUUAAAUCACUGACAACAGUGGUCUGGCCAGGAUAUUGUCAUUUAAAAAGUGGAGUUGCAGCCCUCAACUGAUGUUUAUGUUGUCAUUUUGUCUAUUGGCCACCAGUCGUGUGAUUGCAGUACCAGUUUUAGCCACAAGUUUUGAGAUUGCAAUACCAGUUUUGGCCACAAUCCUACAUACUGUUCCUUUAAAUUCGUCUGCAAUCUGCAUUGCCAAACAAUCAGACAUACGAAUUAAUGUUCAUGUAUAUCUUACAUUUAAGUAAGUAAAAGACAUUAUAGAUGAAGUGAAAAAGCAUUAAAUAAGUCGUAACCCUUUAGUGGCACAUUAAAAACAAACAAACAUUCGAAUAGCAUUUUUUAAAUUCGAAUUAUUAUUGCCGAUCGAAUAUUCGAAUAUCCGUGCCCAUCCCUAGCACCUACGAUGACAAUUUCAGACCCCUCCAUGAUUUCUAAGUGGAAGAACUUAUAGCAGGGUGUUCAAAUACUUAUUUUCCUCACUGUAGAUAGAUUUUUUAGAGGAGUUAUUUCCUCUGAUAUUGUAUUAAAGGAGCAUUUCACCCGUAGAAACAUUCAUCUUUAUUGAAAGUGUGUCAUAUUUGUAGGUGAAAUUAACAUGCAUAUAGAAUUUGGUGCCUAUUUGACCGAGAAAAGGGCUGUUUGUAGUCUCACUCCCUCAACAAAAAUAUAGCACUUCCUUCUUUCAAUGAUGCAAAAUUAUGCUUUUUACAUCAUUGAAAGAAGGAAGUGCAACACUGAAAUCUGUAUUUCUCCUGUCUCAGCGGCAACAGAGGAAAUGAUGCACGACCAUUCAAAAAAAUGACUGGGGUUCUAACUAUACAAAGCUUAAUGCAAAUGGAUGAAGUGUCCCUUUAAAAGUUGUUGUUGUUAUUAUUAUUGAAUAGUAUUUACAUUAUUUUCAUUUUAUUAUUAUUGUAUACCUGAGGCUUAAUUGUAAAACUGUGUGACAACUAACCCUGCUGUGUAAAAAUGUUUUCAAUCCCAGCUAUCAGUUAUUAGGAGUUGCUAACAUGUCUCAGAAUUGUUUUAGGUAACAAGACUGUGAUUAAAACUUGGAUAAAUAAAAAUCUUGCAGCAUAAUUUUGUUUAAAACAUCAAGAUUUAAUGCAAUUUCAUAAUAAUGAUGUUUAUUAUGCGUUUGUGUUUCUUAAUGAAAGAAUCUGUCUGUAGGAGCCAUGUUAAGAGUAUGUCAUGUGACCGGGGGAGAAUAAAGGCGUCAUUAAUUAUGUAGGGUUAAAAUACCUGUGUAGCUUUGGAAACAUGGGCUAAGGGCAGGAGCACAUCUUUUUUUGGUUUACCACAUAAUCUUAUAAUCAUUGUGUAAUUGUAUAUUCAUUCAGAUGCUACUUCACUGUUAUUCUGUACAAUAUUGAAACAAUCUUCAAAUGGAUGAAGAAUAAACAGCAAACUGCAAGGAUGAUUGACGUGUCGGUGUCACAAUUUUAUUGCUUCCCACUAAUACAGUGCCACUACAGAAUCAAUUAAAGUUCUACUUACAAUUAAAGGUCACGUUCUUUCUGAUCCCAUUUUUUAAACCCUAGUUAGUGUGUAAUGUUGCUAUAAUAGCAUAAACAAUACCUGUAAAAUGAUAAAGCUCAAAGUUCACUGCCAGGCGAUAUAUUUUUCAAAGCCUACAGCGAACGGCCGGUUUGGACUAUAGCCCUCAACUUCCUGCUUUAAUGAUGUCUGUUUUUUGACUAAACUCCGCCCACAGGAAUGUCAGUCGCCAGCUAAGCUAACUGCAAGCUAAGCUGCUAUCGAAUCACAACACACUAAAUAACCUGAACAAUCAGAACUCGAUACGUAUUGCUGAAGGAGGGACUUCAUAGAACAAGGAAGACAUCAGCCCGUCUUUAGGACACUGAAAAUAGCGGGAUAGAGAGAAGUUGUUUGAAAAAUACCGUGUUUUUGAACACAUGUUAUAUUGUGCACUGUAAACACAAUCAAAGCUUCAAAAACACAGAAAGAACGUGACUUUUAAAUAAAUCAAGACGUUAUUUUUAACAUUUGUAUUACCCUGCAUGCAUGUCUGCUUAUAACCAAAAAAUAUGUUUAUUUAUGUUUGUAUAUGGUACAGUUUUUGUACAUUUACCCAAAUUUCCAAAAAAAAUCCCCCUAAAUUCCUGUAAAGUUUCUAACUUAGAGAAUAUAAAAAAAUUCCCCAGAUUAAGUUCCCAUGGAGAAUUUCUUAAAAUUUACUAGAAAUUUUCCACUCCUUAGCAAACCUAUUUGAAAUUUUAUACGAUUUUUGUCAAUGAUUCUGUCAGUAAUUUAAAUAUUUUUCUCUAUUGUUUUCUCUGGUCAUUUCAUUCAGGCUGAGCACACUUUGUGCCGCCAGCACAGAAAUGUUUCACAUGGAGCUAUA
This is a messenger RNA of Paramisgurnus dabryanus, 10429 nucleotides long. RefSeq lists its product as uncharacterized. Lineage: Eukaryota; Metazoa; Chordata; Actinopteri; Cypriniformes; Cobitidae. Gene Ontology annotation, molecular function: RNA polymerase II cis-regulatory region sequence-specific DNA binding; DNA-binding transcription factor activity, RNA polymerase II-specific. The record is from RefSeq and is a predicted model, not a curated record. Gene Ontology annotation, biological process: regulation of DNA-templated transcription.